UUCCGCUUCCAGGUGAAGCUUUCCAGAGGCGCCCUCCUGAAGCUCGGAACCCGCUAUGGAGGUGUUGGGCGAAUUUAUCGGGCCGGACGGGCAGAGCCAGCAGCUGCGGGUGACUUGUGAGGCGCCGGGAGACGGCGACCCUUUCCAAGGACUGUUGUCGGGCCUCGCCCAGAUGAGGGAGCUGGUGGCCGAGCUCCUACCCACCCAGGUUCAGCGGAAAGGGCAGGACCAGGUGGCGGCGGCUCCAGACGAGGCCCUGGACGGUGAUGAUGAAGAUGAUGCAGAAGAUGAAAUUAACAUUGAUAACAUGACUAACUCAGAUGGACCAUCUGCAAAACGUCCAAAACCACCACCUUAACAUAUUUUAUAAAAGUUAAGACUGCCACUAUAUCUUAGUUAUCAUGCACUGAUAUCUACACUCUAAUUUGGAAAACAUUUGUUCUCUUGGAACAAUUUUGUCAAAAAACUUUUUUUAUUUCCAGCAGAAAAGAUAUAACUGUGGAGAAAUAAAUGUUUUCUUGAGUGAGAAAUAAAUUUCAGACCUUGGAAAUAAAAUAGAACACAAUAAUGUGUAAAAGGCCUCUGAGUUGGCGACGUGAAUUUUAAUUGUUUUCUACUUUUUAAGCAGCAAUUGAAUAAAAUUGUGUGACGUCUACAUCUUUUAGCUUCUGUUUCUGUUAUAGAAAGCACAUGUCAAAGUUCACAGGCAAUAAUAUUUCAAAGAACUGACAUGAGCAAGUGGUGAAAACUGGUAUUAACCUGAAGAACAGCAGUUCUGUGUAAGAAGGAAAGCAGAAAUGGAGAGAUAACUGAAGAGAAAGAGCCAUUGAGAAAGACUCAAGGAAACUUUGAAUCCACACUCACAGCUGACAUAUGGACAUUGAGAGAUGAUAUCACUCAAUUAAUAUAUAUUUAACUUGUACUUUAAGAGACACAAAUGGGGUGUGCUUUUAUGUUAUGUUUUUUAUAAACACAAAUGUAAGUUUUUAAGUAAACAAUUUAUAUUAGC
This is a messenger RNA of Manis pentadactyla (Chinese pangolin), 1009 nucleotides long. It is a transcript of the gene GON7, whose product is annotated as GON7 subunit of KEOPS complex. The transcript has 2 exons. Lineage: Eukaryota; Metazoa; Chordata; Mammalia; Pholidota; Manidae. Gene Ontology annotation, cellular component: EKC/KEOPS complex. The record is from RefSeq and is a predicted model, not a curated record. The coding region runs from base 56 to 358 and encodes 100 amino acids.